CGUUGCUGCAGCCUGUAAACUCGCAUAAACAUUAUGAGUUCACUCCCAGUCUCUAGCGGAGGCAAGUGUUAGAUUAUCAGCACUGGGAGAGGCGACGCGAAGGGACUAUUACAGCUUUAAAAAAAAAACACACCUUCUCCCUGGCCACUGGAAUAUAACAUUAGCCGCGUUUCACCAAAAAAUGCUUACCGAUAUGAUGGUAGAAGAGGAAUUUGAGAUCAGCGAGGACGAACCUUGGUAUGAUCAUCAGGAUUUGGAGCAUGAUUUGCACCUGGCUGCCGAGCUCGGAAAAACUCUAUUGGACCGAAACAGAGAGUUGGAAGAGGGGCUUCAGCAGAUGUACUCAACCAAUCAGGAGCAGCUGCAGGAAAUCGAGCACCUCACCAAGCAGGUGGAUCUUCUGCGGCAGAUGAAUGAGCAGCAUGCCAAGGUCUAUGAGCAGCUUGAUGCCACAGCCAGAGAGCUGGAGCUGGCCAAUCAGAAGCUGGUUCUGGACAGCCGGGCGUCGCAGCAGAAGACCACCGGGCUGGUGGAGACGAUCGAGGGGCUGCAGGCUCAGGUGGGUGAGCUGCAGCGGCAGGUGGAGGAGAUGAAGCAGCCGAGCCAGGGGGGCUGUCUGAAUAGGGAGCUGGCUGAGCAGCGGCGUUCCAGCACUGCCCAGAGCCUGUCCUGCCUGAAGGAGCUGUACGACCUGCGCAAGUACUUUGUACAUGACCAUGUGUUUGCUGAGAAGAUCACGUCGGAGUCCAGCGAGCUAACCCAGGCGCAGGAGGUGAAUGCUGCCCUCAAGAGGACGGUGGUGGCACUGCAGGGCCAGCUGAGCGCGGAGCGGGGGAAGCGGAUGGCCGUGGAGCAGGAGAUGGAGCUGAUCUCCCUGGAGAACAGAGACCUGGAGCAGCGCAUCGCUGAGCUGAACUCCUGCCGGGCCCGGGUUCAAGAGCUGGAGAGUGAUGUGGACGAGCUGCGGCAGAUGUGCAAGUCCGAUUCUGCCUUUGUGAGCCGUGUGGAGAAGCUGGUGCCCGAGUCCUUCCUGACCUCCUUCCGGGAGUCCUUGCUGGAGCGGGAGACAGGAGAGGGAGUUCCGGACCCAGCAGAGGAGAAGGAGGUCCCGGAAAUCGACAAGCGGUUGUUGAAACGGAGCAGCAGCGAGACCAGUCUGAAGAGCACCAGCGAGAAGGAGAUUCUCAAAGGGCACGAGCAGACCUGCAUCCGCCGCUCUGAGUCGGUCAAACAGAGGGGCAUCUCCCUCCUGAACGAGGUGGACGCCCAGUACAGCGCCCUCCAGUUGAAGUACGAGGAACUGCUGCGCAAGUGCCAGCUGAACGACGGCCACAGCAAGGCCGUGCAGACUUCCCAGCGCUACUCCCGAAGCAACGUCGCCCUCGCCCUGCCCUCGCCCAGCGACAGCCUUCCCUGGAGCCAGCCCUCGACCCCUGAUAGCCAGCAGCCAGAGUACAAAGCCCUCUUCAAGGAAAUCUUCACCUGCAUCAAAAAAACAAGAGAGGACAUCAGCGAGCACCAGCGAGAGAAGAAUAAAUUUCUUCACAAACCCAGUGAGACUAGAUAGACGAGGCAGAAGGUUCAGCUUCGAGACAGGGUAGCAGCAUUGUACUUGGUUUUUCCGGGAGGUAGAGAUGGGCAGGCCAGUCCUGGGAUGAAAAGCAAUGUGUUUAAUUUCUGUUUUUGUUCUGAAGACACAGAAUGCAGUUUGUACUGCAUCAGUGAAGGGGUUCAUAGAUAAUCAGAAAGUCAUACAGCUGUUUGUAAAACAUACCAUGACAUUGUUGUCUUCUCUUUAUGCUGUGAUCGCUCUUUCUUUCCACAGACAGAUGAGACAAAAUUCAGGAUACCCCAACAUCCUGAACUGAUUUUUUUCCCCCCUCGUUUCCUUUACUAGUUUGUCAUUGACCUAUUUUUUUUUUUUUUUUAGGAUAAACCGAGUUUAGUUCUUGCUGUGAAUUGGCAAAUGACUACUGCAUUUAAUUUCCUAUUCCUGUGGCUGAGAUUAUAGUCUAAUAACAGUGCUGCCAUUCUUGGAGUGUCAUCAUAGAAGUACCAAAUAUAAAGAAAAAAAAUAUAGAUAUAAUUUUGCAAUUUUAGCAAAGUGUAAUUGCAAUUAUCUUUAUCGCAAUAUUUCUUAUUUAGUACUUAUUUAAAGCACUUUAAUUAUUGGGGAUGCAGGACUGCUGUUAAUAAUGCUUUUGCAAAUAACUUUUUGGAAGUUGGUUCAUCCAACUCUCCAGCCAGACUGUCUUAACCCUUUUGUCCGUUAAUCCUUAUAGUUUGUGGUCCUUCUAGAACAGUUUGUGUUACACGAUCGAAUUCUACAUCGAAAAAUGUUCAAAAACACAUUGACAAGUGCUGCACCAGAACAUUAUACUAUAAUGGUUCAUUUUGUUUUCUGUUUUAGCCAGUCAGGCACGUUCUGAGCUUCGUAGCAGAGUUGGGCAUGUGUUUCUUAAUUUAAUACAGCAACUCAAGCUCCUUCAGUUUGGUACACACAUCUCUUUAUGUGAUUCAGUUUUUGGAAAAAAAUAAAUCUAUAGCACCUUAUCCUGUAGCACGGUGGGGCUGUUUAUUAGAUUUUGAAAUACUCGUAUUUCAUUAUAAUGUGACUAUAUAUAUUUUUGACAUUAAGCUGUAGAUAGUAUACAUGAUGAGUAUGGAGAUAUGUGUUAAAUUCCAAAUGCAGUUCUGCUUUAUAGCAUAACCAGUUUGUCAUAUAACAAGACACAGAACUGCCAUUUAUGUUCAUUUGGACUGUAAAUACUAAUUGUUCAUGUAAAAACUAGCACUUGCUUACUGUAGUAAGUUCUGUAGAAAAACUGAUCUCCACUAGCUGUCUGGGUAGAAACUACAUCCAAGUGAGAAUGUGCUACUUCUGUCCUCCUCAUCACAGCCAUGGAAUCCUUCUGAAGUCAUAUUGUUGAGAACUAAAAGCGGAGUUGAUAAAUCAGCCUUACAAUGUUGGUUCCACUUACAUAAUUGUACAGUUACAUAAUUGUGUGUGUGUGUGUGUGUGUAUAAUGAUGUGCUACAAUGUGUCUUAGCAUGUAUUAAUGUUACAACACUCCUACUUUCUACUAAAAGUAGAUGCAUAGGGGAGAUGGAGGAUACUUGCUUCCACACAAGUGAAAAAACCCACCUGUUAACUAUUUAAUAGACUGCUUUUUAAUUUUUUUUUGCUGUUUCUGACUGAGGUACAGCAGUGUGUUCAGUAUUCUCAUCGCUAGUGUUUUACAGAGCAGGUGAAAGCUAAUAUGUAGCUGUGCUGCCUGCCAACGCUUCUUCUUGUGCACUGUGAAUGUAAUCUGUUUAUGAUUUGCCCAGAUGGGGCUGGUAUGGGCAAGACUAGGUGAUUAUUCCUUCAAUGCUCUUGUGCUGUUUUCAAGUUCAUGUAGUAACUGCAGCCUCUGCUGCUUGUCUUUGUCGGGCAAUAGUUUAAAAAAAAGCCGAAUUACUUCUUCCUGUUCCCUGUCCUCGGAUCAACAAUGCUGGUUGUUGUCUGUUUUAAUAAAACGCCAGGUCCAUAAUGGUGGAGGUGACUCAGGACCAUCACGUACACAUCCAGCGAUGCAGAAUCCGUUCCAGUUGGGUGCUGCUGGUGCCCGCAUGGAGCUAGGGGUAGGGCUGAAGGUAAAGGCUCAAGGUGAAAAAAAAGUUGAAUAUCCUCACUCUCCAUAGUAUUUUCUGUCCCGUUCAGGAAAUGGAUCAAGUUUUAUAAUUGCUCAGGUAACAAUAAGCCUUCUGUCUGUCUGCCACCUUGUGGACAGUCCUAUUCCAUUGCCUGUUUCCAUCCAGCGGUUUCUGUUGAACAUGUUUUUAUAAUGGCGUUAACAAUGUCAGCACCAUUGCUGUAUAAUGACCGCAUAUCAAAGCGCAACUUUGUUGCUGUCUGGGCAGACUCAACAUAUAGUCUGUUUUUUCAGUGUCAUGCAGUGAUAAGAUGGGGGUCAUCAUGUAUAAAUCUAACUAUCCUGAAGCCCAUGGAACAUGCAGCAACAUAUCAAGUAAUUGUUACCAGCAGUUCAAGCCACAAAUUGCACAAAAAAUGUCCCCUACAGUGUUGCUUGAAAAGUUGUCUGGGGUUACAUGGGCUUAAAGAUACAGACUUCAGUUGUAUGGACAGUAAAAACUCUUGAAUGAGAAUAUAUAUAUAUAUAGCCUUGAAUUUGAAAUAGAUUUUGUUAUUGUUAAUUAAAUCUAGUUUUUUUUUCUUUAUAGAUACUUUAUGGAUUAAAGUUUAUUAGAUUUUUUGAUUUGUUUAAUAAUUUAAGUACAAAUAAUUCAGAAAUGUAUUUUUAUUUUUUUUCACUUGUCUAUGUAUGUAAACUUUUAAGUGGGUUAAUGGUGUUUCUCUGUAGUUUAUUUUGACAAGCAUGUGAAGAGGACAUCAAAGUAACUAUUACGCUUUAAAGUUAAUGUAAUGUAUUGACACCGGGGUGUUCACAACCUAUCAGUUAUAAAACCAAUAAAAGUUAAUUGUGCAAGUUGUGUAUUAAUCUGAACUAGAUCCCAGAGAAGUGUUGCACCAUUACAGUGAAAUAUAUCAACAUGACAAGAGUAAAUGAAACACUAAAAAAGCAUUAAUGAAAUCUCAGCAUCUUAAAGAAGAAAUAACACAGCACAUCACAACAAAAAAAUAAGCAGCACCAGGAGAUGGCAUUUAAAAGCUGAUUCUUAAAUAAUCAUAGCAUACCAAUUCUGUAACAUAAUUUAGUCAUCAGGUUGUGUGCUCAGUCUGGCAUCAUCUUAGCUUCUGUGCUAAAAUGAGGUUCCAGACAGAUGCCUGCUUCUCAGGACCAUGUGUUAUACCAGGAGACUGGCGACAACCACAGUGUAAAGCUGUGCAGAAGCCAAUGCUGCUAAUUGAAGUUGGCUUCUGCUGACAGUGCUUGUGCUCGAGCUUGAGUCUUGGAUUCAGCAUCACCACUCAAGAGAUCUGCGCUGAUUGAACUGGACUGCAGUCUGGAGCAGUGCUUAAACAUUAACUGAGCAAGGCCGUGCAAUACAGAAAUCUUAAACAAAACUGUGCAGUAAACUGGACUGAAGCUCAAAUUUCCUCUAUGAAGUGGUAUGAUGUAAUACCCACCAGUUUAAUUUGCUAGCUAGCCCCUCCAACUAAAAUAUACAGUGUAUGUACAGGUGGUUGUAUACACACACACACACACAAAUCUGUUUUAAAAAGAUGACAGCUGGAUUGAAAACCACCAAACAUGUUUAUCCAAUUCUCAAGCAGGCCCCUGUCCCUUAGAGAAGUGCUCCCACAAUGCCAGGACUACACCUCACUUCUUUAUUUAAAUUAACUAAACUUUACAUUAGGUUUUAAACAUACCUUAAAAUGACAAGUCAGCUAUCAAAUAAGUACAUAUGGUGUACAAAACUCUGAAAACAUCAAAUAAGAAAUCCUGCCAAAUUUCCCUUGUGUACAUGAAACAAGCCAUUCUCUCAAUCAAAAUAUAAAAAAUAUUUCCUUAUUGUUUUCUAUCACGUUGAGUUUCCCUGACUUAUAAAACAGAGCUAAGAGACACAGUGAGGCUGCAAAUCAUAUUUCUGCCACAAUCACUGUUCUACUUGGUUAAGUGCUGUCAGUCAGUGAGUCAGCUGUACAAACCUCUCCCUGUUGGGUUCAAAGGCAGCAUGGCAGGUCAGUUGAGCGAUAUUACUGGGGGGGGGGGGGUAAAUAUGCAACACAAAAAAUAAGUGACCUUGAAACAUGUAAACAAAUAAGAAGAUUUUAAAAGUUGGGCUAGGAGUGGAGUGCUAUUGCCAAAACCAAUAUAUACUAUAAAAACACCUGGAAUAAUAAACAUUACACAUACAAAAACACUUUCCCUCAAAUU
Messenger RNA from Polyodon spathula (Mississippi paddlefish), 5843 nucleotides. RefSeq names its product cerebellar degeneration-related protein 2-like. The transcript is spliced from 5 exons. The coding region runs from base 182 to 1567 and encodes 461 amino acids. The record is from RefSeq and is a predicted model, not a curated record. NCBI's taxonomy places the organism in Eukaryota, Metazoa, Chordata, Actinopteri, Acipenseriformes, Polyodontidae.